Molecule: messenger RNA, 1467 nt
Organism: Symbiodinium sp. CCMP2456
Lineage: Eukaryota; Dinophyceae; Suessiales; Symbiodiniaceae
Source: the annotation of a GenBank genome assembly
GUCUUGCUGCAGAACCCCCGCAUGCACGAGGUCUACGAUCUCGAGGCCGUGCUGACUCCUCCUGAACCAGAAGCUGUGGUCUCUGCGUUGGAGGAGGCCAGGGCUGCAGACACAAAGAAGGAAGAGGAGGACUCAAAGGCAAAGACGGUGCCCGAGCAAGAUACCCCGGACAUGGUCCUCGACGUGCCUGUGGCUCCAGUGGUGGUCUCGCGUGGAAGUUCUUUCAAGGCGGUCUGCAUUCCCAGCUGGCUAGAGGACUUGCUGGGCAAGAUCAGCCAAGGGUCUUUCGACCAAGCCAUGAACUACGCCAAUGUUUGCGGGGGUGUGCAGAAGACUGUGCAGCUCAUCGUCAAGGGCAGGCUGGAAGAUCAGCUGACAGAGGUCUUGGGAAAAUUGAGACCGAAAGGUAGCGACAACCCUCCUAUCAUGGUCUUCCUCGACCCCAAGUGCACCCGCAACCUGUCGGACUACCGGUCUGUGCCCAUCGCAGAACCGCAGCUUUACAAGGUCUUGAGCAAGGUCUUUUUCGAGAACGGGGCAAUGCAAAAUCGUGAUGUCCUAGUUUUGAUGGAUGGCCGGUCUGCCAGGAACGGCAACAACAUCAGGUCUUUGAUCUCAGAGGGAAAGAAAGCCAAGGUCUUAGGCUCGCGUGGAGGCGUCCAGCUCCGUCUGUUCUACACCAACAAAGAGUUCGGUCUCGCAGGCGAUAACACUGUGCGUUUGCGCAAGUCCAAGACGGUCUUUCACGCUUGUCUUCCGGAUCCAUUGGAGACCGUCAAUGUGGUGGGGCGGUCUGAGUACUACUCGGGUCUCCCAAGCCGUCAGCGCAAGUGGAUAGAUGUUCCAGGCACCAACGCAAGCCGAGGAUGGUCUGGUUUGCCUCUUCGCAGCGAGGUCUACAACACGGUCUCACCAGAAACCAAGAAACUGGUCUGUGGUGAGAACGAGAAGCAUGCACUCGAGGCGACCACGGAAGGUCUCGAGAGCGACGUUGCAGAGGAGGUCUUGGAGGAGAAUGCGAAGCUGGUCUUGUUCCCUUGGGAAUGCACUGAGCAGGUCUAUGCCGAGCUCCUUCACUGCUUUGCCAGUGGGGACGUGGAUGACGAGGUGAGGUCUACCGUGCUGGACCUGACUCCAGGGUCUGGCAUGUUAUGCACGGCUGCAACACGUGCUGGUCUCCACUACGUCGGUCUCACGAACUCGCUGUUGCAUUCCCAACUGAUCGAGGAGACGGUGGUCUUGGCCCAGAUGAUGGACAUCUGCCAGUGCAAGAACAACGGUUUCCCAGGCAGGAAGUUCCGGCGCCGCUUGGCCAGGGUCUCUUCGCUGAAUGGGGAGUCGGCCGAUUUGGCCCCAUCCGCAAAGGUCUCACCCACAAAGCCGGUCUCUGAAGACGCCAAGCCAAAGAAUGGUGGGUCUCAGAGCAGUAGUGAUUCCUCGGACAGCGAGAACAACGACGAGGACUGA